This is a messenger RNA of Acomys russatus (golden spiny mouse), 1995 nucleotides long. RefSeq names its product ferric chelate reductase 1 (gene Frrs1). The coding region runs from base 183 to 1961 and encodes 592 amino acids. The transcript has 16 exons. Gene Ontology annotation, molecular function: oxidoreductase activity, acting on metal ions. The record is from RefSeq and is a predicted model, not a curated record. Lineage: Eukaryota; Metazoa; Chordata; Mammalia; Rodentia; Muridae.
ACAUCCACGCCUUCACUGGCUUGAGAGCCGACUUCUUUGGGAUCCCAGGGUAUAAUGAAGACCAGCUGAGAUAUCCAGCCUUGUGGACUGAGCAACUACUAGGGUCUUGGACUUUCUGUUCACAGCUAGUCAUUGUAUAGCUGGACUGCAGCCUGUGGCGUCUUGUUAGUCUUUAUUUGGAGAUGGCAGCUCCUGGGUUUACCCUCAGUGCCCUGGUGUGUGCACUGCUCGCUUGUUCUGUGACUGGUUAUCCCAACGGAAGAGUGCCAAUGUCCUGUGACGGAAUGGUCCCCCAGCACGGCCACAGCCCGCAGCCUGAGCCAGUUCACCAAGUCACAGUGAGUCAGACGAAGUUCAAACCUGGAGACCAGGUCCAAGUUACUCUAUCAGGACCACCAUUUAGAGGGUUUCUCUUAGAAGCCCGUGACGCCGAGGAUUUGAGUGGCCCUCCUGUUGGUGCCUUCACACUGAUUGACCGUGAAGUGUCGCAGCUUCUGACUUGUGAAGAUGUAAAGGGCAUCGCUGUGAGUCACACAAGUUCAUCCAAGAAGACAGAAAUUAAAGUCUAUUGGAACGCUCCUACCACUGCCCCAAAUCACAUAAGAUUUCUUGCCACAGUUGUGCGGCAAUAUAAAACCUACUGGGUGAAGAUCCCUAGCCAUGUAAUUUCCCAACCAAGUGCUCUUCCCUUUACAACACCUAAAGCCACAACACAACCUUUGACAACAUCAUCUUCUGUCUCUCACUUAACCAAGCCGUUCAGUGCCUCUGAGUGUGGGAACAAGAAGUUCUGUGUUAGGAGUCCUUUGAACUGUGACCCAGAGCGAGAGCCCGCCUGCGUCUUCUUGUCCUUCACCAGAGAUAACCAGUCUGUGGUGGUUGAAAUGAGCGCUCCCAGUGAAGGCUACGUGUCAUUUGCAUUGUCUCAUGACCGAUGGAUGGGUGACGAUGAUGCUUACUUGUGCAUUCGUGAGGACCAGACAGUGUUUAUACGGCCUUCCCAUUUGACAGGGCGAACUCAUCCUGUGAUGGACUCCAGGGGGACUCUCGAGGAUAUGGCCUGGAGGCUGGCGGAUGGUGUCAUACAGUGUUCAUUCAGAAGAAACAUCACCCUGCCCGGGGUUAAGAACAGAUUUGUGCUAAAUGCAAGCUACUACAUAUUCCUUGCGGAAGGCGCAGCUCAUGACGGCCGAAUCUUUAGGCACUUGCGGCAACCUUUGAUAACAUACGAAAAAUAUGACGUGACAGGCACUCCGAAGAACGUAGGAGGAUCCCACUCUUUACUGCUUUUGAAGGCUCAUGGUGCCUUAAUGUUUGUGGCAUGGAUGACCACAGUUAGCAUAGGAGUCCUGGUUGCCCGGUUCUUCAGAUCUGUUUGGUCAAAAGCUUUCUUCCUCGGUCAAGCAGCUUGGUUUCAGGUGCACCGGAUGCUCAUGCUUGCUACAUCUGCGCUCACCUGCAUCGCUUUUGUUCUGCCUUUUGUGUACAGAGGGGGCUGGAGUUGGCGUGCAGGCUCCCACCCGUACCUCGGGUGUACCGUGAUGGUUUUAGCUGUCCUUCAGCCUCUGCUGGCGACCUUCAGACCACCUUUACAUGACCCGAGGAGGAAAGUGUUUAACUGGACUCAUUGGAGUGUGGGGACAGCUGCUAGAAUAAUAGCAGUGGCAGCGAUGUUCCUAGGGAUGGAUUUACCAGGACUGAAUCUUCCCAGUCCACACAAGACCUAUGCAAUGAUGGGGUUUGUAGUCUGGCACAUCGGGACUGAGGUGGUUCUGGAGAUACACGCUUACCGGCUCUCUCGAAAAGUUGAAAUCCUGGAUGACGAUAGAGUUCAGAUCCUUCAGUCCCUAACUGUUGCGGAAGCAGAGGGCCAUGUUUUUAAGAAGGCGGUGUUGGCGAUUUACCUAUGUGGGAAUGUGAUUCUUCUCUUCAUAUUCUUGUCUGCGAUCAGCCACAUAUGAGCACGCAAAGACGUUGCUAUUAAUUUUUUUUUUU